AUGCGCUACCUGGGGGGCUUCACGCUGCUUCUGUGCUAUUCUUGCCCCACUCUCGCGUUCGACGUCCUUCGUGACUACUCCGGACAGAACUUCUUCAAUGGUUGGGACUUCUAUGGUUACUGGGACAAUCUCACACUUGCUCCCACAGGCGAUGUUUGGUGGCUGAACCAGUCGGCAGCCACGGCACAGAAUUUGGCGUACAUCAACUCUGCCGGGAAUGCUAUCAUCAAAGUUGAUAACACGACAAACGUGACGCAGAACGACAAGCGCAACUCAGUCCGUAUCACGACUCAUGACCUUUACGACUAUGGCAGUCUCUGGAUCAUCGAUGCGCUACACAUUCCCUACGGGUGCUCUGUCUGGCCUGCAUUCUGGUCGAAGGGCCCUCUCUGGCCGAACGAUGGCGAAAUAGACAUCAUCGAGAGCAUCAACUUGAACCCGAACAACCAAAUGGCGUUGCACACCACUGCAGGCUGCUUGAAAGACGGUUCUGCAGCGCAAACUGGGCGUAACGCUGGUCUCGACUGUGGCACCGGCUCGGGGUGCGUGGUGGUCGAGAAUCAGCCGAACAGCUAUGAAAGCGGCUUUGCAGCCGCUGGUGGCGGUGUUUGGGCGACACAGUUCGAUGUGACCGGUAUAUAUAUCUGGUUCUGGAGCAGGGCGAAUAUCCCAGCGUCCAUCUCACAGUCGACUUCGACGUCAUCGAUCGACAUCUCUGACUUUGGCACGCCCUCGGCGUCGUAUCCUGUGAAUCCACAAUGCAACCUGACGGAGUUCUUCACAUCGCAGCAGCUCGUUAUCGAUAUCACGCUCUGCGGAGACUGGGCCGGUGUGCCUGCAAUCUACGGUCCCCAGUGCGGCUCUAUGGGCCCGACCGGCGACUGCUAUAUGGACAACGUGGUUGGGCCGGGUAGUCCAAAGUACGACAACGCCUACUUCGAGGUCAGAUAUGUGCGCACGUAUACCACCACUGUCGCGGGCGGAGGCAGCUCUGCGCAGCCGACUACGACGGUCUCUGGAUCGCGCACGAUCGCUUCCGCUUCCACCACGCCAAACCCUACGGCAAGCUCUGACGGAAAAAAUGGUUCCACGACGCUCAACAACACCUCUGCAGCAGCUCGCAGUGUUGUUUUGUAUUGGGUGUUUUACUUCGCUAUGUCAUGUCUCUCCGCCGGGCUUUUAGUUUGA
Molecule: messenger RNA, 1188 nt
Organism: Phanerochaete carnosa HHB-10118-sp
Lineage: Eukaryota; Fungi; Basidiomycota; Agaricomycetes; Polyporales; Phanerochaetaceae
Product: glycoside hydrolase family 16 protein
Exons: 6
Coding region: 1-1188 (395 amino acids)
Biological process (GO): glucan catabolic process
Molecular function (GO): hydrolase activity, hydrolyzing O-glycosyl compounds
Source: RefSeq, a predicted model, not a curated record